AACAGCAUUUUUAAGUGUUAGUUAAACAAACUUCUAAAUAGCAAUUUCUUUUUCUUUUUGCACUUUAGUAUAAAAACAUGUAAACUGAGACUUGUGAUUCUGCUUUCGCAGCUGAAACUUAACAUACAUUCACGUGCACCACACGCGCUCCUCUCUCUCUCUCUAAAAACACCCCCACACACAAAAUUCUCUCUCUAAAUGACUGGCCGUUCACGCCACCUCGGCGGCGUAAACUCACCGCCGCCGAAGGACUCCACCCCGCCGACGGUCGAACCCGUCGACUCCGACUUCGUAGUAAUCCUCGCCGCUCUCCUCUGCGCCCUCAUAUGCGUGCUCGGCCUCGUCACCGUCGCGCGCUGCGCCUGGAUCCGCCGCCUCGCCGGCGGGAGCUCCGCGCCUCCGGCGGCGCCUCCACGAGCGGCGGCGGCGGCUGCCAACAAAGGCCUCAAGAAAAAAGUCCUGAAUUCUCUGCCCAAGCUCACCUACGGCGAGGAAACUGAGCAGCAGGAAAACCUCUCCGACUGCGCCAUUUGCCUGGCGGAGUUCGCCGCCGGAGAGGAAAUCCGGUUGCUGCCGCAGUGCGGCCACGGAUUCCACGUGUCGUGCAUCGACACGUGGCUGAGAUCCCAUUCGUCGUGCCCCUCCUGCCGCAAGAUUUUGGUGGUGGCGCGGUGCAAGAACUGCGGCAGCUUACCGGAAACCACCACUUCCUCCGCCGCCGCCGGCGGAGGUCGGAAUGAGUUUAGUGGGACCCACGCGAUUGGGUUUUUGCCUUAAAUUUUAAAAAUUGGUGCUUAAUUUAAAGAUUAGGGAUUCCGGAAUUGCUGCAUAGUACUUACACAAUUUUAAUGUAAGGUAUGGGCUUAUUAAAAAAAAAAAUAAAAAAAUCAUUUACAUUUAAUUAAUCAAAUUAUCAAAUUAAUUCACUGCAUUUUUUCCCCCUUUUUUUCUUUUCCUAUACUCCAUAAUCCAUAUGGUAUAGUACAAAUUACGGUCAUCUCCUUAAUGUAAAAUCAAAUUACGAAAAAUCUCAUCUUGUUUGGAUAAUUACAACCACCUCCUUCGACUAUGUAUUUCUUAUAAAAAGCUCCAUCUUCAAUUAGUAAAUUUGACCACUGUAAGGAUGGACGUGCAGUGCAAUGCAUAACUGAAAGGGGUUAUUGUAAUUAUUUAAACAUAAAGAUUUUUUUUUUUCGUAAUUUGAUUUUACCUCAGAGUGUUUGACCGUAAUUUCCCAUACUUUAGAGUCCAUUUAAUUUGUUCUAAUUAAAUUGUUUAAGAUCAAUAACUAAUGUACUAAAGAAAAUAGGAUUACUUUAUUUGAUU
Molecule: messenger RNA, 1326 nt
Organism: Erythranthe guttata (spotted monkey flower)
Lineage: Eukaryota; Viridiplantae; Streptophyta; Magnoliopsida; Lamiales; Phrymaceae
Product: RING/U-box superfamily protein
Source: RefSeq, a predicted model, not a curated record